Molecule: messenger RNA, 2036 nt
Organism: Aegilops tauschii subsp. strangulata
Lineage: Eukaryota; Viridiplantae; Streptophyta; Magnoliopsida; Poales; Poaceae
Product: putative disease resistance RPP13-like protein 1
Molecular function (GO): ADP binding
Source: RefSeq, a predicted model, not a curated record
ACCUUCAAAUCUUCCAUCCAGAACACCAGCCCAGGCCUCCAGUCAAAAUUGAGCAACACCCCAAAUAGCUAGUAUCACCCAUUGCUAAUUUUAUCCCUCUUCCAUUGCGCCACUCGAGCUCUGAGUCGAGGUGGUUCGCGAUCAAUGGAUAUCCUCGUCUCCGCAAUCGUAGGCGACCUCAUCAGCAGGUCAGCUUCGUUCGUGAUCAGCAAAUACUUCCAGCAGCAGCCUGGCAUCGACAGGAUUCUGCGGAGGCUACAGAGUGUCCUACUGAGAAUCGACAUCAUCGUCGAGGAGGCCGAGGCGCGGGACAUCACCAACCAGGGGAUGCUCCGUCAGCUCAAGAUGUUGAGGCAAGGAAUGUACAGAGGCCGCUACGUUCUCGAUGCCUUGAGCUUCCAAGCUUCCCUCGACGAGAAGGAGGGGGAGGAGGAGAUGAGCCACUCCUCAUCUGCACUGUCUAAAUGCAGUUCAAUCAAACGCCUUCGUUUCUCUCGCACACGCGGUGGUAGCAGCAACAGAGAAGCACUGUUGUUCGGCACAAACAGCAACAUGCGAGAAGAGCUGCAACGGAUGGUGGACACCCUUGAAGACAACGUGGCUGGUAUGAAGGAGUUUCUUUUCUUCUUGCAGUUAUAUCCUCGCAUCCUCCGCCAACCUUAUGGCACGUAUUUGCUAUUGGACAACUGCAUGUUUGGUCGCCAAACUGAACGGGAACGGGUCCUGAAUUUCUUGAUGUGUCCUACUCAAGAUUUGGCUGUACUUCCGAUCGUUGGUCCAAUAAGAGUAGGGAAGAGCACUCUUGUUGAGAAUGUCUGUAGGGAUGAGAGUGUGCGUGAUCGCUUCUCGAUGAUCCUCUUCUUUCCAAAAGGCAGUCUCAAGGAUGAAGGAGUGAUCAACCUGAGAGAAAACAAUAUUAAAUUCAGGCAUCAGAAUUUUGCUUCUCGAAACAGGUUCCUGAUUAUUAUUGAACUAGCCAAGGAUAUUAACGAGGAAACAUGGAGAAGGAUGAAAUCUUCCGUAACCUGCAUGACACCUUGUGGCGGGAGCAAAAUCAUAAUUACCAGUCGGUCAGAUAGAAUUCUGGAUCUGGGAACAACGGAAGCACUUCGACUGGACUAUAUCUCUCAAGAAGCUUAUUGGCAUUUUUUCAAGUCAAUUGCAUUUGGAAGUAUAAAUCCUGGCGAGCAUCCAAAACUGGCAACUAUGGCUAUGGAGAUCGCUUUGGAACAGAGACAGUGUUUCAUAAGCGCGCAUGUUGUUGCUGGGUUACUGCAACAUAACUUCAAUGCUCAAUUCUGGUGCGCAGUUCUUGAAUGUGUACGAGCAAGUAAACAGACAAAUCUCCUUAUGUUUGACCAUAACCCAUACCUUCGUUUGCGGGAAGAUGCACCGGUGUAUUGUUGGAGAUUGGUGAAGAGCCACAGAUAUUUCAUGCUUUGCAACUAUCAUCAGUCAGAUUCCAGUGAGAAUGUCCCUAAGAUCAAUCUGCGGGACAUUCUCUUAGGAUGUGGUGGUACACUACCCUGUGGAGAAUUUGAGGCUCUUGCAUGGAGGUCUCGCAUACCGCCCUACUACAACUACACAAUAAGCUGUAACAUGCAAGCACCAGAACUUACCGUGGGAAGGAAGAAGCGUGUGCAUCAAGAGGAAGAACAUUUUAUUUGAGCACCAGAACAUACCGACUCUGCGUGGGAAGGAAGAAGCGUGUACAAGCGUGUGCACCACAAUAUGAUGUAUGCUACCAUGUUGUCCUGUGAAUUAGGGAAUAUUAUUACUCUGCCUUAAUUAGGAGUCUUGCUAAAUUAGUUAACAUAUAUGUCUAUUAACAUGUAGGCAUGGAGGACUUCUAUCCUAGUAGCAAAAGUUUGCAUGUCAAGUACAUUCUGGUUGUGUUUGGGCAAGUACUUUCAGAAUCAAAACAAUGUUUGCAUUGCCGGUUAAAUCAGAGUCCAAGAUAAAAUGUAUUUAUAAAGUUGAGUGCUCGAGUCCAUAUCCGAUUGAUCUGGAUACUAUGGGUACUGUAUAAACCUAAG